This is a messenger RNA of Vairimorpha ceranae, 543 nucleotides long. RefSeq lists its product as hypothetical. Bases 1 to 543 code for a protein of 180 amino acids. Lineage: Eukaryota; Fungi; Microsporidia; Nosematidae. The transcript has a single exon. The record is from RefSeq and is a predicted model, not a curated record.
AUGUAUUUUACAAAAAUAUUUUUAUUUACACUAAUAGUAAAAAUUACUACUUCAAAUUGCGAUGUUGAUGAAAUGUUUACGAAAAUCAAAAUUAUGGUAGAAAAAUGGAGAGAUGCAAUACGAGAAGACGAUUUUGAAGAAAAGCUUGAUGAUUUGGAAAACAAAUACGAAAAAGAAAGUGUUUCUGAUGACGAUAAGGUAUCAGAUUUAAAAUAUUUAAUUGGCCUGUUAAGGAACGAGUUGCAACAUUUAACAUUUACUUCUGAGUUAUUUGAUGAUUUUAACUUCCAAGACAUGUAUAAAUUGCAAAAAGAAGUAGUUAAUGACAUUAAAAAGCCAAUUGAGAAUCUUUCUAAUCAAAUGGGUAUGAUUUAUUCUAGUUUUCAAAAAGAUCUUGAGUUUUUUUCUAAAAAUGCGACUAAUUUAUGCCCAAUGAAUCGUAAACAUCUUAAUGAACUUGUUGAAUUGUUAAAACUUGUUCAUGCGGCAAUCGAAAUAUUUGGAACUGAUUUUAAAAAAGCGUUUGAGCACUUAUUAAAUUAA